Phascolarctos cinereus (koala) is the source of this 2419-nucleotide messenger RNA. It is a transcript of the gene PIANP, whose product is annotated as PILR alpha associated neural protein. The record is from RefSeq and is a predicted model, not a curated record. Gene Ontology annotation, biological process: regulation of immune response. Gene Ontology annotation, cellular component: membrane. NCBI's taxonomy places the organism in Eukaryota, Metazoa, Chordata, Mammalia, Diprotodontia, Phascolarctidae.
UUAGCCAAGACAAGACAAGACGAGCUGAGCAGAGCUGAACUGAGCCUCUGCCGCCGCCCCACACUCGGGGCGCCUCCUCCCGCGCCCCGCCCGCUAGUCCCCUGACCAUGCGCCUGGCCUGGCGCCCCCCGCAGCCCCCUAACCCCGCACAGCCUCUAGCCCCCCUAGCCAUCCCGCAACAUCAGCCACGGAGCAGGGAAGACUGAGAAUCAAGAUCAUAGCUGAGGAAGACCUCAGAUAUGGAGUCCAGGAUGUGGUCUACAUUGUUGAUGUCCCACCUCCUCCCACUCUGGUCACUGCUCCUGCUGCCCUUUCCACCUCCAGCCCAGGGCUCCUCUACCUCUUCACCUCGUACCCCUUCAGCUCCUGCCCGUCCCCCAUGUGCCCGGGGGGGUCCCUCAGCUCCUCGACAUGUGUGUGUGUGGGAACGAGCACCUCCCCCAAGCCGGUCCCCCCGUGUCUCACGUUCAAGGCGUCAAGUACCACCAGAUACUGCACCUCCUGCCACUCCAUCUGGCUUUGAGGAAGGGCCACCUUCAUCCCAGUACCCCUGGGCCAUUGUAUGGGGCCCCACAGUAUCCCGAGAGGAUGGGGGGGAUCCUAAUUCUGCUAAUCCCGGUUUCCUGCCACUGGACUAUGGCUUUGCAGUUCCUCAUGGGCUAGCUACCCCGCAUCCCAACUCGGACUCCUUGAGACGUGGCGAUGGGGAUGGGAUCAUUCUUGGGGGAGCUCCUGCCACCCUUCGUCCAUUUCUAUUUGGUGGCCGUGGGGAAGGUGUGGACCCCCAGCUCUAUGUGACCAUCACUAUUUCUAUCAUCAUUGUCCUAGUAGCCACUGGCAUAAUCUUCAAAUUUUGCUGGGACCGUAGCCAGAAGCGACGAAGGCCUUCAGGGCAACAGGGGGCCCUACGACAAGAAGAGAGUCAGCAGCCCCUCACUGACCUGUCUCCUGCAGGAGUCACUGUGCUGGGGUCCUUCGGGGACUCACUCACACCUACCCCUGAUCGGGAGGAGCCCCACGGGGGACUCCGGCCUGUGCCCCCCCAGCCCAAGGGGGCCCCUGCUUUCCAGUUGAACCGGAUUCCCCUGGUGAAUCUGUGAUGCCCCUCAGUGGUGGGGUCCAGCCAAGCAGAAGCCCAUGGGGCCUACACAGCCACCAUUCCGCUGGGGGUGGGGCAGCUGUGGUGAGCUGGGGCCCCAGAUGCUGCUGGCAGAGGACCCCUGCUCCUGCUCUUGCACACCCAUUUCCUUGCACACUCACCUGGCCCCAAAGGCAGUCACCCUGUUCACAUCCCAUAGAUAGGGCUUCUCUCCCUCAAAGCCCUUGCGCGCUCAAACAAAAGCCUCACUGCACACUCACCUCCACACUGGAACAGUAUUGCACACUCUUGUACAGAUAGUUUUUUGCACUCACCCUCUUCCACAUCUGUUACUAAACUAAACUCUUACAUUCUAUUUCCCUCUUGUACCACCCAUUCUUCAUCACUUUUUUUAAACAUUUUCAUCUCUACCUCUCCACCUAAUUGUCCAUGCUCUCAUGCACAUUUAACUUUUCACAUAUAUUAACUCUCUUACAUAUCCACUCUGUUGUCACAUUGAGUGGCUUGCACAUGCUCUCUUGCACACUCACUUAGGUUUUGUGGCCCCUGCAUGCUGCCCUACAGGUGGGGAGGGGGUGAGCUUUGGGGGCCUCCAGUGCCCUUAGUUUUCACUGCCCCAGUCCACCCAAUGUCUUGUGCUUCCUGUCUCUCCUUCCCUAGUUGUCCUAGCCAAUCCCCACCCAGGCGCUCUUACCACUCUGUGGACUUCUUGAUGGGAAUGGGGGAGGGUGCUGAAGCCCCAAGCCUUGCCCUUUACAAUACUGCUAAAUUCUGGUAUCUAAAAGGGUUAUGGGGUAGUCACCUCCUGAGCCCCUGGAGAAAGCUCCCCAAGUCACCUCCGUCAUGCUAAUGCCAGCUGUCUCUGUCUAUGUGUCAAUCCCUAUGGAUUUCAGAGUCCCCCUAAGCCAGCUCUUUAUUAAGGGAGUGGCCUCACUAACUCAGCCCAGGCUUUGUAGGAAGCAAAGCCAAUAGGCUCAAGGCCAUUGGGCACUCUGCCCCCCAACACCCAUGACUAUGCCCUUCUUACCCAGUCCCAUCCUUGUCUCUCUCUGCCUCUUUUUUCCUUUUUUUUCUACUUCUGUCAUUUGCCCUUCCUCCCCCUUUCCUUUGCUUCCUCUCUGAGCCCAUUCUUUUCUCUUUCCAUUUUUCUCUCUUCUCUUCCUUCUCCUAAUUCUUUCCUUGCCCCUCUUGGUCCCCUAUGCUGUGAUAUAUAUUUUUGUAUUAUCUCUCUUUCUUCUUGUGGUGAUAAUCUUUGAUUCUUGUGGGAUGUAAGUUUCAGAAUUUUCAAAUAAAACCUUUGCAAAAUACUCAAGCCCCCUA